Messenger RNA from Paramecium sonneborni, 775 nucleotides. Lineage: Eukaryota; Ciliophora; Oligohymenophorea; Peniculida; Parameciidae. The record is from the annotation of a GenBank genome assembly.
AUGAAAAAUAAUUCUAAUUAAAAUAUUGAAAGUUAAGAUUAUUUUUAGAUUUUAAGAUUUAAUGAUAAUUCAUUUCCUUUAGUUGAAUUUAAAAUAGCUUAAGGAGAUGGGUUUGUAGAAGAAUUAAUGAUAGAAGUAUUACAUCAUUAAGAUCUAAUUAUGAAUUGAUUUCUGAUCCUGGAUAUGAUUGUGAAAGGGAUCGAAGAUUCAAAUUAAUCUAUUUGUUUAAUGAAUUUAAUUUCUUUUAAGCUAAUGAAGCCUUAGAUAUUGCUAAAUAAGCACCAGGUUAUGAAAUAUCAACUAAAUAUCAAUGGGGUAAUAUAUAUAUAUUAUCUAUUUUAUUAUAGCCUUAUAUGGAAGACAUUCUAUCAAUUUUACUUUAAAUUGUAGAUAAUAUUAAGAAAAGAAUUUAUGGAUUCUGCCGACUCAUUUUAAGAUAUUGAAAGUUAAUAAUUAAUUUUAAUGAUAAUCUCAAUAGUUUGUGUGUUUGUUUUUAUUCUGAUGUUACUUAUAAAUUGUUGCACAAUAUGUGGAGUAGAUUUACCUUGUAUAAAAGGAAAAGGAACACAAGAGUCGAAUAUCUUUAUACAUUUUAAAAUCGAAGAAGAAAUAGAAAUUAAGGCAAUAUUUGUAAUACAAAAAUAAGAUAAUGAUGUUCUAUGUUAAAUACCCUUAAUUAUGGCAAAGAAAUGAGUUUCCUCAUUUUGAUUAGCAGCAGUAUUGUCAAUCAUAACACCUAUUGGAUUGAAUUUGAAGAACAUAACUUGGAAACAUG